AGAAGAGAAUUUGUUUAGUUUGUCCAAUCUAGUUUUCAGCACAGAUUCAAGGAAGAAACAAAUAAAAGACCUAGUAUCAGAGUACACUAGGAGUAAGGACUACAGGAUGACCAUGGUUGAGGCUCUUGUCUCUACGAACAGGGUUUCCAAAGCAGUUCUGCAUGAACGGGGACGAGUUCGAAGUAAGGCAGAGUUUCAGAGAGCUCUUGAGAAGAUCAGAUCCCUGAGAACCCUGAUCAUGGACGGACUCAAGGUGCUCAACAUACAGGUGGAGGAGCACAUGAUCGACUCCAAGUUUAACUCUGACCAAGGAGAGAACACGGUUGAUUUAGUUCAUCAGAUACCUGGAGAUGAGGAUGGAGCACACCCUGGAGAUUAUCAGAAACCUGGAGAAGAAGACGGUGGACACUCUGAACUCAAUUUUCAACUCCGGGUUAAGGGUUCAGGUCAGGAGGAACAUCAAGAUCAAGAUUGUCCGGAAAAGUCUGAUGAUAGUUCUGUGUUGAAGGUACAAGAUAUUCCUGGUUCUCCAGAUCUCAGCUCUGACAGCGGGUUCAGAACAAUCCCCGAGGAAGAAAACCCAGGUCUAAACGAGAAGAAAAGAGAAACAGUAAAAUCUGAAUUAAAAAACAGUGUUGUAAAACAAGAUCACGUUAAGAAUGGAAUUGAAGAUGACAGGGGAAAAAACGAGUUCACGAAAGAAGAGGAUUUUGAAGAUUUUGAGGAUUAUUACGAGGAUUACGAGGAUAUCUAUGAGGAUGAGGAUGGAGAUGAUGACUGCGAAAGUAAAAUUAUUCAGGCUUCAAUUAAAAACUCUUCUCUACUAGAACUAGAGCUAUAUUUUAGCCAACCCAAAAGGUGGGAGAUAUUUGAUAUAGCUGAGCAGGAUGAGACGGAAACAGGUUCUCUCGAAUCAUCAUCUCCUCUUCUUCUAACUCUAGACUCUCCAGGAAGAUUUGAAGACUUGUUAAAAGACACUCAAUCCGAGGUGUCCACUGUGCACUCUCAGGUGUCCACUGUUCACUCUCAGGUGUCUGCCAUCCGUCCUCAGGUGUCUGAUACAUGUUCUGAGGUGUCUACUGAUGAUCAAAUUAAUAACCUAGAACCUGUGGCAAAACUAUUUAGGAAAAAAGUGAACUCAGGAUGUAACCUAAACCUUACUCUGAGUACUUAUCCCACCAUUGAUGACGAAAUUACUCCAAGUGCCAAUAUAUUCAUGAACAAAGAUAGAUUUGAUCCUUUAAAACAUAUUCCUAAACUUACUACAAACAAAUUGUUGGAUGAGUUUUUUGUUGGAUUUAAAGAAGAAACAUUAAAAGAGCUGAAUCAGACUUUUACAUCCUUAGUAAAAACCCCGAAUAGGAAACUCAGACCAAAGAAGUUAACUGCAGGAAGAGAGCUUAUUAUAAGAGAAGUAAAGAUGGUGUAUGCUAGUUCAAAACAUACAAACUAUUCAACUCUAUGGACGGAUAUGGUUUUUAGGCUUAUAGGUAUCCGACCUAGUGAGGUUAAUCUACUAAACCUAUGGUUGGAUGAGGAGGAUUGUAUCCUGGAGCAGGUUCGAACCUGUCGGAGGGAUCUCUCCAGGGAGGAGGUUAGACUCCGGAGGCGGGUAAGUAAGGUGGUGGAGUGGUUGAAGGAGAAGGGGAGGCAGGAGGAGGAGUGGAGGGAGGAGAGAGAAGAGCAGAUUAUAUUGUGUAAAAGACUGAAACAAGAACUUUGUGUACAAAAGGAGUUUAAACAUAUCAAGGAUAUUGAGAAUGAAAGAUUGGAUAAAGUGAAGGCAGAAAGAGAACGGCGGAGACAGAUACGCCGUAGAAAAGAACUCCGCCGGAUACAAGAUGAAAGAAGAGACGCUGUGAGAAGAUGGAGACGGAACCGAAUUGAGGUUCAGAAUCUCGCAAAACUCCAGCUGGAGGACGAGGUAAGAGCCCUCCUCAGGUCCAAGGUGCUCAAGGAGAAGGAGCGAGACGUGCGAAUUAAGUUCAGGAGGCAGGAGAUGAACAGGAAGGAGGAGGAGAGGAACCAGGAGGUGAGGGAGAAGGAGAUGGAGGUGCUGGAGAGAGAAGUCAGGUUGGAGAGAUUAAGGCGGAUUGCUCGGAGAAGAUUAGGAGUUCAUAUCAUGCCAGUCAUCAGGGAUAGGUUUACUUUCUCAACCAAGUCCUCUGAUGCUAAGCUACCCAAUGAGAAUGAAGAACCAGAAGUUCCUCUCCUUGCUCCCCUAUUCCCACAACCAAGCUGGGACGAAGAUCAACUAAGACAAGAUCUCAGGUUAACCUUGGAGUCCGAACUACGGAGUAGAGGUCUCCUCAACAACAAAUAUGCAGUACAGAAAAUACUGGAGAUGCCAGGGCCCGGUCAGGAGCGCAGAGAUACAAAGUCGUCUUUUACUAUCGGGGGAAAUCCAACAAAAGAAGGAGAUGUAAAUUCUAGAUUUAAUCAAAAAGUACGGUUUAAUGAUCAGUACAGAGUAAAAUAA
Messenger RNA from Eurytemora carolleeae, 2479 nucleotides. RefSeq names its product reticulocyte-binding protein 2 homolog a. The coding region runs from base 107 to 2479 and encodes 790 amino acids. NCBI's taxonomy places the organism in Eukaryota, Metazoa, Arthropoda, Copepoda, Calanoida, Temoridae. The transcript has 14 exons. The record is from RefSeq and is a predicted model, not a curated record.